AUGUCUACACCUACUCCUACCUGCUCAAGUCCGCUAGUAUCGAGGAUAUCACCAACAAACAGUGGAAUGAGGACUCACGUUAUCUCCAAAAAUGGCAUCGAAUACUAUAUCAUCCAAAAGACAAGACAGCGUCUGGAGCUCAUGAAACAGCUGCCCGUGGCCACCUGCUGUGAGCUCAAACUGCGGGAGCUCGAAGCAAAGCAGAAGGAACGCCAGAAGUGGAUGAAGGAGAACCCUGGACUGCCUUGGCCCGUGGCUAAACGCCUUCACGGGCUGCGGGAGAUCCAGGAAGCGCUUGCGACGGGACUGGGCCGGUAUCCGAAGGAGUCCAGUGAUGGGGACAAGGCCAAGCACGGAUCAUGUAUCGAGUAG
Molecule: messenger RNA, 372 nt
Organism: Penicillium bovifimosum
Lineage: Eukaryota; Fungi; Ascomycota; Eurotiomycetes; Eurotiales; Aspergillaceae
Exons: 2
Coding region: 1-372 (123 amino acids)
Source: RefSeq, a predicted model, not a curated record